This is a messenger RNA of Daucus carota subsp. sativus, 1030 nucleotides long. RefSeq lists its product as uncharacterized. Bases 28 to 807 code for a protein of 259 amino acids. The transcript has a single exon. NCBI's taxonomy places the organism in Eukaryota, Viridiplantae, Streptophyta, Magnoliopsida, Apiales, Apiaceae. The record is from RefSeq and is a predicted model, not a curated record.
UUUCCUCCUCUACCACAAUCUCAAUACAUGCACACUUGCACAACUCCUUCCUCAAAAAUGCCUGCACUACUCCAUCAAAAUUCACAACAAAACUCACUAAAUCAACCUAAAGCUUUCAUCCAAUCUAUACCCUUUUGGGUUAUGUUCUUAUCUAUUCUAAUAUUUAUCUUUAAAUACUACUUUUUCAAUGACUUGAAUGUCUCUCAUUCCAGUUUCUUGAGCACAACAAAAUUUUGGUUUCUUGUUUCCAACAUUAUAGUCCUCAUCAUCGCGCUUGAUUUUGGAGCUUUUUGUUCAUCUUCUAACGAUGGUCUCUACAAAGAUCAUCCGAAUGAUGAUAAUUACCGACAUGAACGGGAAAAUGAUCUCAAAUAUCACACCCCGGCCCUGAAAAUCGCAGAGACUGUGCACAAUGAACAAGUGAAAGAUAUUGUUGUUUACAAGGAAACCAAGUCAUCAACAUAUAACAAGGCAGAUCACCAGAUGAAACCUAUUAUGAUUUCUGAAAAAGACGAUAUUGUUCAUCAACUUGGUUCGAAAGUUGAUCACAAGGACGUCGAAAAAAAUGAUCAAGAAAAAAAGAAAGCACCACCAUGCCGACAUCUUAGUAUGUCGGAUGGAGAUGCAGCUGUUGCUCUAAAGGACCAUAAAGAGAAGAACACGAGUGUUCUUUAUCGUUCAAAGACGGAAAAUUUUGAUAUGAAUGCAGAAGAUAACGAGUUUUCAAGCAUGUCGAAUGAAGAACUCAAUAGAAGGGUGGAAGAGUUCAUUAAAAGAUGCAAUAGGCAGAUUCGAUUAGAGCCGUGAGAAGAAGAUUUUAAGAGGUUUAAGUAGUAAUCAGUAACUAUCUUUAAUAAUCUAGGAGGGUUGUAUCCAGAAAAUAGCUUUUGGUUCACUUACUUUUGUAAUUUUGUUCUUAUUAUCUGCUGUUUUUUUUAAUAAUAAUGUCAACGCAUGUAUAUGCAAAUAUGAGGUUGAGCAAUAAGAAUGGAAGCUGAAUAAGACUGCACCUCGGCUUUAUUUUUGCGAA